This is a messenger RNA of Tachysurus vachellii, 1916 nucleotides long. RefSeq names its product potassium channel modulatory factor 1 (gene kcmf1). Gene Ontology annotation, cellular component: plasma membrane. Gene Ontology annotation, molecular function: zinc ion binding. The transcript has 7 exons. The record is from RefSeq and is a predicted model, not a curated record. NCBI's taxonomy places the organism in Eukaryota, Metazoa, Chordata, Actinopteri, Siluriformes, Bagridae. The coding region runs from base 202 to 1353 and encodes 383 amino acids. Gene Ontology annotation, biological process: synaptic signaling.
CAGGUGUAAUGCGCUCCGUCAGCGGCGGCUCAUGACAGGCGGGGAGGGGGAAGGAAGAAGUGGAAGCCGCGGAUCCAUCUUCAAGAGAAAAUAGGAAAGACACCGCGUUUCCACCAGUUUUAUUUCGUUUUUUUAGCGGCACCUUUCCUUGUAAAUACGUGUCAGGGAGCCCGAGGUGAGGGCUGUGUCAUUGUCUGUAGGAUGUCCCGACAUGAAGGUGUGAGCUGUGACGCGUGUUUAAAAGGGAACUUCAGGGGGCGCCGAUACAAGUGUUUAAUUUGCUACGACUACGACCUGUGUGCGUCGUGUUACGAAAGUGGAGCCACCACAACACGACACACCACCGAACACCCCAUGCAGUGCAUACUAACCAGGGUAGACUUCGAUCUGUAUUACGGUGGAGAGGCGUUUUCAGUAGAGCAGCCCCAGUCGUUUACUUGUCCCUACUGUGGCAAAAUGGGUUACACAGAAACGUCUCUACAGGAACACGUAACCUCGGAGCAUGCAGAGACAACCACAGAGGUGAUCUGCCCCAUAUGUGCAGCUUUGCCCGGAGGCGACCCCAAUCAUGUGACGGACGACUUCGCUGCUCAUCUCACACUUGAACACAGAGCACCAAGAGAUUUAGAUGAGAGCAGCGGGGUGCGGCACGUGCGCCGGAUGUUUCACCCUGGGCGUGGGCUCGGCGGCCCUCGGGCACGGAGGACUAACAUGCACUUUACCAGCAGCUCCACUGGGGGGCUCUCAUCCUCACAAAGCUCCUCUUACUCCCCUAGCAAUCGGGAAGCCAUGGACCCUAUAGCGGAGCUGCUGUCUCAGCUGUCAGGAGUUCGGCGCUCGGCAGGCGGUCAGCUGAACCCUUCAGGCCCUUCAGCCUCGCAACUACAGCAGUUGCAGAUGCAGUUGCAACUCGAGCGGCAGCAGGCGCAGGCGGCACGUCAGCAACUGGAAACGGCGCGCAACGCCACGCGCCAGCGCAGCAACGCGAGCAACAUCAGCGCCAGUGUGCCACCACCUAGCACUGCAACAAACACAGCCAUAACCGAGAGCAACCCGAUGGCCUCCCACAGCUCCCAGUUCCUCCUCACACGGUUGAACGAGCCGAAGAUGUCUGAGGCGGAGCGUCAGGCUCUGGAGUGCGAGCGCGCCGAUCGGAGCCUGUUCGUGCAGGAGCUGCUGCUGUCUACGCUGAUGCGUGAGGAGAGCUCCUCCUCCGACGAGGACGAGCGGCGAGACUUCGCAGACUUCGGCGCCAUGGGCUGCGUGGAGAUCAUGCCCUUGGACGUGGCGCUGGAGAGCCUCAACCUGAAGGAAAGCUCUGCAGGCAAAGAGCCUCCACCUCCUCCUCUUUGAUGAUAUCCCACCACCACGCAGACAAUGUCCUCUGUGCUGUAACUGCCAAUGACGGUGGGCAAACACACAGCUCUCACUUUUUUUUUUUCUGGUUAUUAUUAUUAUUUUUUUUUUGUUUGUUUGGUUUUUUUUUUUGUUUUGUUUUUUAAAAAAUAAUUUUAUUUUGCUUUUUUCUUUUUUUGGUGAUUUUCAGGUCUGUCACCUGUUACAUUGUAAAAAUCCAUAAAGAGCGAGAAUGAGGGAGUGAAAGUGAGAGAGACCGAGAAAGAGAGAAAAAGAACAAGCGUGUGAAAGACAGCGAGCGCGCAGAAGACAAUGAAAUUGUAUGGUGUGUGUGUGUGUGUUGAUAAUCAGUUCCACAUGACUAAUUUUUUUUCCUUUAGCAGGUGAGCGUAGGUAGCUGCGGCAGACCUUCAGCUUCCUGCGUCUAACAAAAAAAAAAAGGCUCUCCUUAUAUAAAUACUCCACAUUCUAAAACUGAAGACAGAGUCCUUCUUUAAUGAAGCUGCUGUGUGUAUUUAUGAAUAGUAAUUAAUAAAAAGUGCUUGGAUGGUUUACCAUAA